Paramuricea clavata is the source of this 556-nucleotide messenger RNA. The record is from the annotation of a GenBank genome assembly. Lineage: Eukaryota; Metazoa; Cnidaria; Anthozoa; Malacalcyonacea; Plexauridae.
AUGGAUAAAGUUAAUGUCAAAGGAGUUGGCAGUUCUCAUCAUUUGGCCCACUUGCACUCAAGUAAAAGCAAACCUACCAAGUUGCUUCAAAAUGCUCUACCCAAAGGUGAGGUGUAUAGUUGAUUGCUUUGAGAGUUUCACCAACACCCCAAGUGGAUUGGAUUUGGCUGCAACAAUGUGAAGUGAGUAUAAGCAUCACUAUACCUACAAAGUGUUAGUGGCUAUAACUCCAACUGGUGCAAUUUCAUAUGUUUCUCCUGCAUAUGGUGGCAGAGCAACCAACAUUUUCAUUGUUUGUGAUCCUGGGUUCCUCUACCUCAUUGAACCCUCUAUCUGCCAUGACCUCAUCAUAUGGUUAUAUGAUGAGGUCAUGGCAGAUAGAGGGUUCAAGAUCAGGGAGGAACUCAUGAUGAAGAUGGCAACAUUGUGCAUCCCACCAAGCAAGGCAAAGUCCAUGCAGAUGUUACCGUCAGAUGUGAGGAAGACAUCAAAUAUUGCUAAUGUGAGGAUUUAUGUCGAGCAAGCAAUUGGCACGAGCAAGCAAUUGGCAGAAUGA